Messenger RNA from Lineus longissimus, 2576 nucleotides. RefSeq lists its product as uncharacterized. Lineage: Eukaryota; Metazoa; Nemertea; Pilidiophora; Heteronemertea; Lineidae. The record is from RefSeq and is a predicted model, not a curated record. The coding region runs from base 90 to 2345 and encodes 751 amino acids. The transcript has 9 exons. Gene Ontology annotation, cellular component: chromatin; nucleus. Gene Ontology annotation, biological process: mitotic sister chromatid cohesion. Gene Ontology annotation, molecular function: protein-lysine-acetyltransferase activity.
CGUCAAUGGCGGGAUAUUAGAAAAUAAGUCCACGACACAAAUUUCUCUUUAUUCCAAGUUUAGAGGUGUGUCCAAAGACCAUUCACAAUAUGGUGCAGAGAAGAAGCCAGAAACGUAAAGUUGCUGAAGAUGACAACAUCAGGACGACAGCUUCAGAGAAUCGUGUGGCAAAUGGUGAUCCCCUUUUGUCACCCCCAAGUCAAAAGAGCAACAUGGCAGUGUUUGACUUCAAGUCUCCUUCAAGUGAGCCAUCGAUUGAUGACAGCUCUUCAACAAUUUCAAGUGUUUCAUUUUAUAAAACAAGCAAGACUCAGCCUAUGAAGAACUUUUUAACUGCAACUGAAAACACCGCAAGGGAUGAUAAGUCAUAUGGCGAAACACCGAGUAAAAGGUUAAAGCCAUCGUAUCUGUCUAAUGAAGUGAUUUCUAGUCUUACAAAAUCAAAUUUAGGCCUUGUUCCACGGUCUGCUAAAACUCCUAACACUAGGUCUUCGAAAGGUGUAAAAGAUUGGAGUCCUAUGCGUGCAGAUGAUGUCAUUCAUGCGUCAACUCCUGGGGAUAGAAAGAAGUCGCCUGGUCUGACCAAUAUCAAUGACAUUGUCUCUGCUGUCACUUCGGACUCUCCUGUCAGAAAGGUCGGGUCAGACACAAGUGACAGCGAAAAUGAUGAGAAUCUAGCAGAAGUUGCAAUGAAGCUAACAAGGAAGGAAUUGUUCUGCGCACGCUCUCCCGCUGGCAAAUAUUCAAGCAAGUUCUACUCAAAAAUACUGUCUCCGAAGACAAGGUCACCAAGGAAAAGGACUAGUUUCACUCCUGAUGUCAUUUCUGGAAAACGUUUCUUUAAACAUCGAAAGUGCUUGUCUGAAAGCAAGGAUGGGAAGAGGGCUAGUGUCAGUGUUGGGAGAGGGUUUGAUCUAAAGUUCACUCCACACGGACGGAAGCAGAAUGAUUCGAAAAAGAAACAACGGAAAGGCACCUCUGUCGGAAAAGCACCAAGAACAUCCAGGUUUAGCAAAUUAGAAUUUACAUCUGACAGUACCAAAAGUGGUGAGGAGAUCGUACGCAUAAACUGUACUGGUGAAAGUUGUUGGGAAGGUCCACUUCCUCCAACAGAGCCUUCUGCUGAAGUUUCUGAGGCCAAUAAGAGCGUCAAUGGUGAGAAUCUGUCUGAAAACAAUGAGUCUGUGAGUGCUUCACCACAUCUGUCAGAGAGUGAGCAUGUUAGUCAGUAUUCAAUGGACCUUUUCUCCAGCAAUGCCUCAAGCAAGUCUGGUAACCCUAUUGACCUGAUUCUGGAAGGAUUUGGCUUCGAUGAGGAAGAUGCUGAGUGUUCUGUUUCAUCUCCUAUGGCAACGGAAGAAGACACCACUCAGGAGGUUUCUGACCAAGUGAGCGAUGUGAAAUCUGCAACAACUGUAGAGGUGGAUGAUGGGUGGAGCACCCAGUCUGUGGCUUCCUCAUCUGAUCAGUCUGUAUCAAGCACUGCCCAUUCUGGCAAUGAUCUUGUGGAUGGCACACCAAGUCAAAAGAAACUAUUCCCUGUCUUCACGAGAAGCCCUAAGCAGUCGCCAAAAGAGCAGGGGAAAUCAAGUUCAGUGAAAGGAUCGAGCACAUCACCUCGCAGUGUGAAAAACCGACUGAGAGAUAUUAAAGCUGGUUUGGAGCAGUAUUCACUGGAUUUUGGACAGAAGGGGUUAGGAACGACCCAGUGUGGAACAUGUGGGAUGGUCUAUUCCAUGAAAGAACCAACCGAUGAGGCUCAUCAUUCAAAGUUUCACCAAAGAAUGCUGACAGCACUGAAGUUCCCGAAAAUCAAGGAAAAGAGUGUUGUUCAGGAGUUCCCAAACGGCAGUUGUAUCAUUCAGAUUUCCCCUGACGACGACAAGACUACUCAGAAAAAGGUGGAUGCCAUCAUGGCAUUGGUGGAUGAAGACCUUGGCUUUCUAGAAGUUGUCAAGAGAGAAAUGGAUCACAAAAAGACGUUCCUGUAUAUAUCCGAACAAAAGAGAGUGAUCGGGUGCUGUGUGGCUGAGGCAAUAACCCAGGCCUACCCCGUUCUAGCGGACAGCCAGCGGAGCACCCAGUUGACUGACCCUGAGCAGCAGAGGGCCUGGUGCUGCAGUACCAAGAGUGUCUCGGCCAAGUGUGGGGUCAGCCGGAUCUGGGUGUUCAGGAAUGAAAGGAGGAAGGGAAUAGCAACACAGUUGUUGGACUGUGUGAGGUACUGUUUCUUCCUCGGUAGCCCUCUAGAGAAGUCUGAACUUGCCUUCACAGACCCGACACCAGAUGGGAGAGGAUUUGCUACAAACUUCAGCGGAGUUCCACAUUUCUUGGUUUAUAAAUAGAUGGACUGGUGUAGAAUGACAAUUGAACUCAGAUCGCCGUAUUGUUGUAAAUAUAAGAUUUUAGGACUGGAGCAUCAGUAUCUGUAGAGGUGCCAAUUUGUAAGUUUUAGCAUACUCUAAUUGUUGCCAAGCUAUAGACUUCUGUACGGGUCAUUGUGUAAGUUAAUAGAUGAUGGAGUACUGAUACUGAGCUUGUGAAAUGUGCUGUUUAGUUGUCUUUUGGCUGAAUAA